This is a messenger RNA of Miscanthus lutarioriparius, 759 nucleotides long. The record is from the annotation of a GenBank genome assembly. NCBI's taxonomy places the organism in Eukaryota, Viridiplantae, Streptophyta, Magnoliopsida, Poales, Poaceae.
AUGGUCCCAGUGGCGGCACCCGCCGAAGUCGAGGCCGCGAAUUGCGUUGCUGUGUGCUGUGGAAGGAAUCGCGACCCGAACGAGGGCCAUGGCAGAGCGAAUCGGGGACGGUGGGGCGGACGAAGGGAAGAGCCCGUGAUCAGGGAGUUAGAUUCCAUGAAGCAGCGGGAGGGCACGGUCAACAAAGGCGACCACCAUCCUGCAAUGGAUCGAGGAGUGCAUGGCAACGGAGAGCUGGUGGAUCCAUGUCCAGAGCUCGGCCGACAUGUUCCCGGUCGCACCAACCCCGCCCGCGACCCCUUCGGCGCAGCGCAUCGACGAGGAGAUCGAGAUCGGCUCCGGAGCGACGAGAAGGUUGUCGUCCUGUCCAACAGCGUCACGCUAAGAUCAAAGCCAUGGCAGAGGUACGGUACCACCACUGUGAACCAUCAUCACUUGCAUUCAGUCAUUCAGAUGACCAAUGUCUGCUCUCUGUCUCUGCUGGGCAUUGGAACUGAAACUGCUUGGUUGCACGCGCAGGGCUUGCCUUGCGAGGGAGCGAAGGAGUUCCGCGAGUCGCUGAUGGACCCGUCGUCCAGGCGGUUCAUGUGGGCGGCCAGCGCACCGCAGGGGUCGGCGUGGUCAUGCCUGGACGCGUCCGCGCUGGCGGAGAACUACUACAACAGCCACCACCACCACCACGCGAUGAAGCGGACGGUGGUCCCGGCGAGGCCCGCCCAGGCCGCCAAGGGCCUGAACCGAAGAAGAAAUGAUGGAUGA